AUCGUAGUUGAGCUUGAAAACGUAGGAUGUCACAAGAAGAAAACGACUGUGAAAUUCCAAAGAGGAAUGACUCAACUUAGCGCACCAUCUGGAAGUGGGAAAACGACAGUUCUAUUGGGUGUUUUGUUUGCGUUAACGGGAGGAAGAGUCAUACCUACAGAUAAGAAAAAAAGCAUAGUGCGCCUUUUUUUAGGUCCUGAUGUUUGUAUUAUUCGUACGAAACGUCCAGAUACCCUUGAAUUGCGCUACUAUGAAGCUUGUUUCAAAGACGAGGAAGCUGAAGGUAUCCUUCGUCACUGGCUUUCUGAAGACUGGAGCACUGUGUCUUUUGUUUUUCAGCAUCAGCUGUGUGCCUUUUUCAAUUUCACGGGAGAGCAGAAACUGAGCUUCGUCGAAAGAGCUCUUUUUGAUGGAAAAGAAGCUUCGAUGCUGCGUGACCAAGUUCGAAAGAAGAUUCUUGAAUUGGCCAACACGGAAGAAGCGAAUUGGAAGAUGCUUUCUUCGUUGACCGAUGAAGAAUUGAAGAUUCUUCCCUUUGUGAAAGACUAUGAUUCCAUGAAUCGAGAACUGGAUUCCUUAAUAGCAGAAGAAGCUUCUUUAAUGAAUUUGUGGAAGGAAUGCAGUGAGCGCUCUUCUCUUUGUACCUUAUGGAAUCAAUGUAAAGAAGACAUUGAUAAAUAUUCCACAGAGCUUCGAAAGGAAGAGGAAAGCAUUCGAUCCAUUCGAGAGCUAGUUGAAAAGCGAAAAUUCCGAGAUCGUUUGGGUCAUGCCAAUUCUCUCCUGCUUGAAGAAGCGAGCGAUGAAGGAUGGCAGAAUUUAGUUCUUCAUUGGAAAGAGUUUAAACAAGUAGAAGAAUUCAGAAAAAAAUACGGCUACGUGCCCAGUGCUCAUAAGCUUGAGGAAUUGGACGAAUUGCUCUAUUUAGACAAUUGCUGCAAAGCUAAUUGUCCUCGUUGUGAGCAGCCCUUGUUAGUUUUCGUUAAUUGGAGAGACCGGAAAUUGGACAAAGUUGAAGUGGAUUUGGAUGAGCGGAAGAAUGUAGCUCCAGCAAAAAAAAAGGAAGAAAGGCAGCAAAUGGAGCUUUUGUUGAACCAUCGUUCCACGAAGCCGCAGUGGACUGUGGAAGAAUACGAGAAAGCUCUUCAGAUAAGAAAACUGGGAGAACUUGCAACUGAGGAACAAGUGGAAAAGUUCGAAAAUCAUGAAAAGAAAAGGUCCUUGAUGAAUGCUUUAAUAAAGCAGGAAGAAGAAUUGCGUGAAAAGUUGAACUUCAUGAAUCAGAACCUUCCGGAAAUGGAAGCGAUUGAGAAGCGUAUUCAGGCUGUUCGAGAACAAAUGGAUCACUUGAGAAAUAUUUCUCGAAUUUCUUCUUUUCGACCGUUCUAUUAUAGUUGGAUGGAUACGACUCGAGUCAAAGUAUUGUGGCUAGAAAUUAAGGAAGUAUUUGAAACUGUUCGUGAACAUUUUGUGAAUUCUCGUUUGGAUUUUCUAAAUGCCGAACUGAACUCAUUGCUUUCUCUUUUAUUUUCUGGAGGAAUGACCGGUCAUUUUGUCUACGCAAAGAACUUUUCUCUUGAGUUGGAAUGGAAAGGAAUGACUUUUUCGAAUGGAAAAGGAUUGAGCGGUGGAGAAAUGGAGAGAGUCUCGUUAGCUGUGAUGCUUGCCUUCCAUGCAGCAUUGAGACCAUCUUUGCACUUUCUGCUUUUUGACGAAUCCUUUUCUUCAUUGGAUGGCGAUAGUCUUCGAACUACGGUGGAAGUUCUUCGUUCUUGCUUUGCUUCUCACAUAGUGUGGUCAACUCAUCAUCCGGAUUGUCUCAGCGAUGAGAUUUUGAAGAUUUAGAUUUCUUCGAGGAAUGGUUGGAU
Molecule: messenger RNA, 1865 nt
Organism: Galdieria sulphuraria
Lineage: Eukaryota; Rhodophyta; Bangiophyceae; Galdieriales; Galdieriaceae
Exons: 1
Coding region: 67-1842 (591 amino acids)
Biological process (GO): double-strand break repair; DNA synthesis involved in DNA repair
Source: RefSeq, a predicted model, not a curated record